Molecule: messenger RNA, 1766 nt
Organism: Pseudophryne corroboree (corroboree frog)
Lineage: Eukaryota; Metazoa; Chordata; Amphibia; Anura; Myobatrachidae
Gene: VEGFD
Product: vascular endothelial growth factor D
Exons: 7
Coding region: 429-1454 (341 amino acids)
Biological process (GO): vascular endothelial growth factor signaling pathway; response to hypoxia; positive regulation of endothelial cell proliferation
Cellular component (GO): membrane
Molecular function (GO): growth factor activity; vascular endothelial growth factor receptor 3 binding; chemoattractant activity
Source: RefSeq, a predicted model, not a curated record
UUAACACACAUGCUUCCUUGAACGCUGCGAAGGAAGUUUCACUACAGAGUUUGGAUUACUGCUUUUCCCUGCUACAAAUAUCAGUUUCUCUCCCGCGGUGCAAAAAUCACAAUGAAGCUUUAGUUGCAUAUAAUAAUGCUUUGAAGAUAUUCUACAACCACUGCGCUACCCAUCCACUUAAUUGCAUUAUGUUUUAAAAGAAAGGAAACCAAUGCAAAUCUGCAUAAGUCAUUUUACAGCUGUUGUGUUUCUGGUUCUGGCUAUCACUUAUCUCUUCCUGUAAUUACUGGAGCAGCUUUCAGCAAUCAAGUUUCUUUUUUUUUCUUCUCUAUUUUGUGGAAUUUUUUAACAUCAUGUACAGUAAAAUAGGUAUCUGCAGCUGUACCCAAUCCAGCUCCUAAUUAUCGGAAAUACUACUGUAUGCCAAUAUGACCUGUUUGUGGGGCGUUGCAAGCUUUUUUGUGGUGUUCUUGCAUCUUCUACAAGCAUUUGAUUACGACGGCGGGAGUUUUAAGGGGGUGCCACAGAGUGAGUUAGAACACAAGAUCAGAUCUGCUGCCAACCUGGAAGAGCUCCUUCGUAUUACUCACCCCCGAGAGCUGAAGCUGUGGCGGUGCCGCUCAAAGCUCAAAUCCUAUAUCAGCACAGACUCCAGAUCUGGGCCUCAUAGAUCAACCAGAUUUGCUGCGGCAUUCUAUGACAUCGAAAUACUGAAAGUUAUUGAUGAGGAGUGGCAGAAGACCCAGUGCAUGCCCAGAGAAACCUGCCUGGAUGUUGGGAAGGACAUUGGCACGGCUACCAGUACCUUCUACAAGCCGCCCUGCGUCUCUGUAUACAGGUGUGGGGGAUGCUGCAAUGAAGAGGGUGUUUCCUGUUUGAAUACCAGCACGUCCUACGUGUUGAAAUCGGUAUUUCAAAUUUCUGUGCCCCUGACUCAAGCACCAGAACCUGUAACUAUCAAAGUGGCCAAUCACACAAGCUGCAAAUGUUCACCGAUUGGUCUGCGUCAUCCCACCACCAUUAUACGUAGAUCAGCUCCUUAUCCAGAAUAUGGUUGUUUCCAAGAAAAUAGACAUUGUCCUUUUGGUUGGCAAUGGGACAGUAACCAGUGCGAGUGUGUGCUUGAAAAGAAUUCUUCAAUUAAUAGAAGAAAGAAAGAGUUGGCCUUAUGUGGUGCACACAUGGAGUUUGAAGACAGCUGUGAAUGUGUCUGCAAGCUUAAAUGCCCCAGGAACCAUUUACUAAAUAAAGAGAACUGCACCUGUAAUGAGUGCAGUGAAAGUAUAUAUAGCUGCUGUGAGAAAAGUCAAAUAUUUCACCCAGAAACCUGCAGUUGUAAAGAUGAUUGCCCAUUCCGUGCCACAGUGUGCCCAGAUGGUAGGAAAGUCUGUGCAAAGUAUUUUAACUGCUUGAAAAGAGGACAUUUUUCAUACCACAACAGAGAAAACCCAUGAAUAAACUUCUUGAUUUCUAGUUCUUUCCAAAUAAACAUUUCCAGACUCUAAAAUGAAAGCGCACAUUUAUGUAUGUAUUGAAUAUCUUUUCAGGCCACUUAGUAUUAAUAAACUGGACAAUACUUUUCCACUGCUUCUAUAUUAAUAACAAUUUAAAACAAUGUUCAGUGUUUUGAUUAAAAAAACUGUUUCUUAAUGAACCAUGAUAAUAUGGAUGGGCUAUGAAAUGUAUGUUUAAUGCUUACAAUGCACAGAAAAACCAAGGUCACCAAUUCUGUCAUUUUGAGUAAAUAGACCAAAACUUGUACCACA